Mytilus trossulus (common blue mussel) is the source of this 789-nucleotide messenger RNA. RefSeq lists its product as uncharacterized. Lineage: Eukaryota; Metazoa; Mollusca; Bivalvia; Mytilida; Mytilidae. The record is from RefSeq and is a predicted model, not a curated record. The transcript has a single exon. The coding region runs from base 1 to 789 and encodes 262 amino acids.
AUGGCUACUAGCAUUUUUAAUAUUCUUACUUCUCAUAGAUCGGAAGAGCAUGAUAUAGAAACAUUUUGGAGAUUGGAAUCGAUUGCUAUUAACUCGAAGGAAACAGACGAAGACGAUACGGAUUUUUUGGAAACAUAUCAAGACACUUCGACUGAACUCAGAGGUAAUAAAUACUUUGCAAAAUUGCCAUGGAAACAGGAACAUGAAGAACUACCAUCAAACUAUACAGUCACAAAAAGAAGAACAGAGAACGUUAUUAAGAAACUUAGUCAAGAUCCUAAACUACUAAAGAAGUAUGGAGAUAUAAUCGCCGAACAGGAACGCAGGGGAUUUGUUGAGACAGUAGAUGAAAAAGAACAAAAAGGCGAGAAAGUUCAUUACAUUCCACAUCACCCUAUACACAAGGAAUCUAGCACAACUCCUAUACGAAUAGUAUACGACUGCAGUUGUCGUCAAUCACCAAGUCAUCCAAGUCUAAAUGAUUGUCUUAUGGACACACCACCAAAAUUAAAUGAUUUGACAAAACUCCUAGUACAGUUUAGAGCCAACCAGUUUGCUACAUGUACUGAAAUUGAGAAAGCUUUCUUACAUGUUGGAUUGAGCGAAGAAGAUAGAGAUGUUACCCGAUUUUUAUGGCUUAGUGACCCUACAAAUCCAGGAAGUCAGCUGAAAACUUAUAGGUUCAAAGCAGUGUUAUUUGGAGCGACGUCUUCGCCCUUUAUACUCAACGCCACAAUACAGAAACAUUUGAAAGAGAUAUUUAAGUUGAUAACAUAUUGUCUAAUAUGA